Daktulosphaira vitifoliae (grape phylloxera) is the source of this 3238-nucleotide messenger RNA. RefSeq names its product fanconi-associated nuclease 1-like. Gene Ontology annotation, cellular component: nucleus. Gene Ontology annotation, molecular function: 5'-3' exonuclease activity; flap-structured DNA binding; 5'-flap endonuclease activity. The transcript has 13 exons. NCBI's taxonomy places the organism in Eukaryota, Metazoa, Arthropoda, Insecta, Hemiptera, Phylloxeridae. Gene Ontology annotation, biological process: interstrand cross-link repair. The record is from RefSeq and is a predicted model, not a curated record. Bases 133 to 2952 code for a protein of 939 amino acids.
AAAAUGACAGAUAAAGUUUAAAAUGUUAUUUAUUAUUUUAAACUUUUAAAUGAGAAUAUAUUUUUUUUAAUUACUUAAGUUUUUCAUUCUAUAAUAUCCUUAACUCUUUGUUUGUAUAUUUUUAUUGUUCAGAUGAGUGAAUUCGUUAGACUGUACAAUAAAUAUAUCUAUUAUAUAUUUAAAACUCCAUCGAAGUCUCCCAACUCGAAUUUAAUAACACCAAGUUCGACUUCGCCAUUUACACCAAAGAGAAGUUUAAUAAGAAAAAAAAUUGAAGAUUUUAAUUCUGUUUCUAGAGUUUUGUUUGACUCUUCUGAUGAAUCAUCAAGUGUCAGUGUUGAUUUAAAAGAAAAAUUUCUGUCUACUUGCCAAAUUAAAUCUGAAACACAGAUUAAUAAUACGGAACAAAUCACUCCUAUUAAAGACUUACAAAAUCAAAAUAAAAUAUUAUUAUCACCACAAAUAAAAAAUCAUCCAAAUCGUUUUAAUUUAAAUGAGAACUUGAAUAAUGCAAUUAAAUCAAAAUCUAAUAAACGUAAAGGUACAAAUUUAUCUACAUCAUCUAAAAAGCAUAAAAUUUUUAAUGCAGAUAAUAAUAAAAAAAUUUAUGAAUUUUUUCAAUCAUCAGAACAAAUAUUACAAAGUGAAAAUAAUAAUAAACUGUGCAAUGAAUCAAGUUUGUCUAACAAACACUUUAUGAGUUAUAAUGAAGAAUCUAUUAAGAUCAAGCAAGAAUUUUUUGAUGGUACUAAAGUGCUACCAGAAACUAUUUCUCAUUUAAAAUUUAUGAAAAAUUCAUAUAAUACUUGUCAAAAACUUGUUAAUAUUACAAAAAUAAGUCCAUCAAAAAAUUUAGAAAAUACUCCUACCAAAAAUAAUAAAAAAACAUCAAAUUUUCAAAUAGAAGUAACGCCAAAAAAAAAAAUUGAUAGUAGUCAUAUAAACAGUAGAAGUCCAUCUAUAUAUGAUCUUUUAACUCAACCUAAGAUAAUUAUUACUGGAGGUGAUACCUACAGUAGAUUUAUUAGGCAUUUAGUAUUAAGACCUGAAGUACAUUUUUUAGUGGGAAGACAUUAUAAACUGUUUGCUGAAUGUACUGAUGAAGAAUUAAAAAUAUAUGGAAGACUUUUUUUGAGGAAACAUGGAUGGAUUCGGUCAAAUGGUCCAAAUAGUCUUCAAGACUAUAAAAGCAAAAAUUUAUGUGAUAAUUUUGAACUUGUUCUUCAAUCAUUAGAAGAAAAAGAAUUAAUCAAUACAAAUGUCCUCUCCUGUAAAUUAGAAGAUUUAUUAGACAAACUAAAAGUUUCAGAACUUAGAAAACUACAAAAACUUUUUAAUAUUACAUCUAACACCAAUCAAAACAAGACUCAAAUAGUAAAGUCAUUCACUGACUAUGUAAAAAAUCAAAGAACUUUCUGUGGAAAUUCAAAUAACAAUUUGAAAGAACGUAUAAGAACUUUGUUAGGAUAUUGUGUACGUUUAUCAGAUGAGCCAAGAGAGGAUUUAUUAAGCUGUUUAAUAAUUGUGUCGUAUCCAUUUUUUGUUGGAGAAGAAAAAGAUAGAAUGGGUGAUUUUUUAUCUAAAUUUACCAUGAAAGAAAGAGGAGAAAUAAAGUAUCCAGAUUUUAAAGUACAGCAUGUAUCCAUUAAUUUUACGACAUCAGAAAGUUUAUUAUCGUAUAAAAAAUCCCUCUUUCUUCGACAGGAAAUUCAGUUCAGUAAUGAACAAAAAAAUCACGAAAAUGUUGUAUCUAUCUUAAAAAUUGUUUUUGAUGAAUUAAAGAGUGCAAUAAGUAACCAAAAUACAAUGAAUACUUAUGAAAAACUACCUACAUAUAUGCGGAAAUUUACUGCAGUAUCUGUAUAUACCUAUACUUUGCUAAAAAAUAUUUCUCAACUAAAAAAAUUUUCUUCAGAAAAUGAUUUGACCAAAGAAGUUUUAAUUUUUUUAUUGGAUCAUAAAGAGUUUUUAAUAUCAAAGCGUAUUAAUUUAUAUAUUGAAUUGGCUAAACUUUAUGAAAUGCAGUAUAAACAAUUAGAUCUAGCUGCAAAAGUAAUAAUUGAAGGUCUAAAAGAUAAAGUUGUUGGAGAAUUGGGAUCACAAAUUUUGUCUAAUAGAGGUAUGAUGUAUGCUAAACGUAAAACUAAUGGAUUAAGCCCAGAGUUAAAACUUCAAUUAUUGGAAUUAACCAUUUUGGAUGAAAGAAAAAUACCAGAAAUAACUAUUAAUGGAAAAAUAGUGUCAUUUAAGGAGAAGGGUUCUUCAGGAAGAAAACAAGUUUAUGAAAUAAAAACUUAUGAUGGAAUAUCAUAUAUGUCAGUUGAAGAGCGAUCUCUGUAUUAUUAUAAAAAUGAAGGGUAUUCAAGAGGAUUACAUGAUGAAGGGCAACUUAUUAAGUCAAUGUUCUUUUUAUGUUUUUGGGAUGUAAUUUAUGGGAAUUAUCCACCACAUGUAAUUUUUUUAAGUGAAUAUCAAGAUAGUCCAUUAGAUUGGAGAACUCAGCAUUUUUAUACUAUUCGAGAAAAAGCAAUUAAAGAUCAAUUAGCAAAAUUAGAAGGCAUGAGUGUGAAUGAAAUAUAUGAAAUGUUGAAUGAACUUUGUGUAAAGUAUUAUAACACUCAAUCAGUUAUUAAUUGGAAAAUAUUGACUCCAAAUAAUUUGUUACUUUGUAAGGAACUAUUAAAUUGUCUUGGUAUUUCUAUAUUUUUGUCAAUUGGACAUCACAUAUUAGCUAAUGGUAGAAAAUAUAUGCAUGGUAUGCCAGAUCUUAUUAUUUGGAAUCCAAUGGAUAAUAAAUAUAAGUUUGUUGAAGUUAAAGGUCCUAAAGAUAAAUUAUCAGAUGUACAACAUUCAUGGUUACUUACACUAAUAGAAUUUGGAGCGUAUGUAGAGGUUUGUCAUAUUGUUGGAAAUGGUGGAAAGUACAUUGAACAUUCUGAAAACAAUGAUUAGUAAAUUUUAUUGUUUGAAUAAUUUACAUUAUUAUUAUAAAAAGUAUAAAAAGACUUUAAUUUUCAUUACUAGUAUAACAUUUUAAUUGUUGCAAAAUCAAUGUUUCAUCUAUGUAAGGUUUUAUUUUAAAAGAAGGCUUUAUACAAAUUUGGUUGGAUCUGUUCUCUUUAAUAUUUGUAAAAAUAAAAUUAAUUAUUUUUGUAUAAUUCUGUUUUAAAUUAUAUCUUAGAAGUUAUAUUAUUAGUUAUUUUGUAUAAAUAAAUUUAUAAGACUGAUAUAUUUCUUA